ACCUUGGUAACCUCUUCUAUUUCUACUACUCUUCGUCGUCGUCCUCCUCCUCCUCAACUUCCCACCUUUCGCAGCCGUGGAAGACGAGCAGCCACGCGCGGAUAUCCUGGCAGAGUGUUACGGAGAACGGAGAACAGUGGCACAGAAGGCUGGUUGCUCCAUUUUCGUGUAUCGCGUGCAAAGGAAAGCCGUCUCGUUCUCUCUUCUCUCGCAUUCUCGAUCGGCCCUACAGUCAGUCAACUUCGAUCUGACUUUCGAUUAAGCCGAUCGGGACGCAGAUCGAUCGGAAGUUGAAUAAGAACGGAUAAUCCGAAAGGGAAGAUAAUAAUAAUAGAAGAAGGAAGAAACGUUCGUCGCGCUCGAGGUGUCUGUCGUUUCUUCUUCCUAAGUGGAAGUGGAUCCCGGUCGUGUGACGAGAUCAGACAGUGGAAACGGACCGUUCGUAACACGGACCAACAGAAAACCGGUGGUGAACGGGUUUCACGCGGCUAUUUUGUAUCGGGAUAACGACCGUCGAGACGUCCUAUUACGUAGAAACGCUUUCGUUUUCGAUAAAGAGAAACAGAGAGAGAUAUAUAUAUAAAGAACAGUGAACACUGGUGUAAUUCGUGAGAGACACUGUCCCAGUGAGUUUCCAGGCACUGGUUGCGGAAGGGUUCGAGGGCGAACGAGGGUCGUGCAGGGUCCGUGGAACCGAGCUGCGCGUCAUGGCUGCCACGAGGAUUGACUGGAAGAUUAGAUUAUACGCGAUCGUCUGGUUGCUGACGAUGAACACUCUUCGAUGUCAGGCGACGAAUCACGAGAAUGCGGAUGGCGACGGAAACGCGGAUGACUCGGUGUUGGACGAGACGACCGAGGAUUACUGGGCCGGAAGCGGAUCCGGACCUGAAGAAGACGAUGGUCUUCGUAACGAGACCAGAGAAGCGUUGACGCACGAAGCUAGCGAUCACGAUGCUGUGGUGUACGUAGGGGACGGUGCUGCCUACGUUCCAGUUCCUUCGUUGAAAGGACGACCCUUGAGCCCGAAUUUGCAAGCUCUUCAGACUCUUCAGGGUCUGCAAGGACUGGCCGGAGGCGGUGGUACGGGGGUGGUCGGCGACGACGAUUGGAAGAGACAUCCGGAAACUUGGGAUCGCGAGCAUAGGAGGUACAGGCCAAACACCACUCGAGUUCAACAUAUCGAAGCGGAGUGCCAGGACGAUUACAUGAAGAUCAGGAUCGGUUUCAACGGCUCUUUCGCGGGGCUACUUUACUCGGCAGGCUACUCUUACGAUCCCGACUGCAUGUACGUUAACGGAACCGGCCGCGAUUACUACGAGUUCUACAUUCAGUUGAAUCGGUGCGGCACCCUUGGCGAGAACACUCAUCAUCAGGACAGCAGAAAGAAUCCUACGAAAAACCUAAUGUGGAACACCGUCACGGUGCAAUACAACCCGUUGAUCGAAGAAGAAUUCGACGAACAUUUCAAGGUGACUUGCGAGUAUGGUUACGAUUUCUGGAAGACCGUCACCUUUCCGUUCCUGGACGUCGAAGUGGCGACGGGAAAUCCCGUAGUGUUCACCCUGCAGCCACCGGAGUGCUACAUGGAAAUCAGAUACGGUUACGGGACCACUGGAACUAGAGUGGCUGGACCAGUUCGCGUCGGCGAUCCUCUGACUCUCAUUAUCUACAUGCGCAGCAAAUACGAUGGCUUCGACAUCGUCGUCAACGACUGCUACGCGCACAACGGCGGAAACAAACGGAUCCAGCUGAUCGAUCAAUACGGAUGUCCCGUGGACGAUAAACUGAUCAGCAGAUUCCGUGGAUCCUGGUCAGAAAGCGGACUCUUCGAGACCCAAGUGUUCGCUUACAUGAAGACGUUCAGGUUCACCGGUUCGCCGGCUCUCUACAUCGAGUGCGACGUUAGAAUGUGCCACGGUAGAUGUCCGAGUCAACCAUGCCACUGGAGGAACGCCAAAAACGUGGCGAAACGUUCGUUGCCAGAAAUCGGUGGUCCCUCAACACCUGCUACCAGUUUAUCAGAGAACGUGAAUCUCUUCCAAUCGCUGCGCGUGCUUCAGGAAGGCGAAGCGGAUACUGAGUUCUUCCAAAAUUCCACCACUGCUUAUCGAAGCGGUCCCAGCGAAUCUUCGGGCGACAGAGUAUGCCUGAGAUCAACGGUCCUCAGCACGAUCAUAGGAAUCGGAUGCGGCUUCCUUUGCAUCAUGGCAGGCACGAUAUUGGCCAUGUGUUCGCGGAUGCGACGACAGGCCAGGGAGAAGCUCUUAUCCGACAGUAUAAGUUACAUGACCCACAAGGGUAGAAUCAAUUAAACGCAGCCUCCCCGAACGUACAAGCGAGUUUCUCUGUUUUCUUCUUCUGCCCGAUGCUUCCACCGGUACCAGAUUAUCCGGGGAAUCACCGAAGACAUUUUCUCUGUCGAUAAAUGCGAUACGACGCGGACUCCAUCGAUACCUUUUAAAAUCGAUUGAUCGGAUGAUCUUCAAAAUUACGCGUUCAAAGUUUAAUUUUAAAAACAGACUAUGGAGACAGGAUCGUACCGAUCGCACGAUCGAUGAAUAAUUAUGGUUUUCGCGUGAAUGAUUCACCGUCGAGGAAGUAGGAAUCUUUGAAGAUCGAACUCUCGACAAUGCUACUCGCUAUCCUCUUUCCUUUUCCUCUCGUCGCGGAUAAACCUCGUUUAUCGUACGCACAAACGAGUUGCUGCCCGUCGAUAAUAAUGAUUCAACCGCGAAUUUAGAAGUCGAGGAUUUUGCCACGGUCUCGGUGUCGGGUGCACGAUCGAGGAAAAAGCGUAAUUCGAAAAAUGCGAAAGCAGGUAAAGUUCGAAUUCUUUGAUUUUUCGUUCGUGCAAACGCUGCUACGCCGGAUCGAAACGAAUAGAUACAUAGGCCACUGAUGAGAUUCAGAGUACAUUUAAGUAUGGCUAAUAACGUUACUCGCCAUAUUCAGGAACGAGAAAAUUAACAUUGCCUCGAGUUGCAGCUGAGCAAACAAUCAAUCGUAUCCAAUUUGCAAACUGAUAAAACUUUCGGGAAAGGUUUACAAAUCUUCACCUUCUUACAUCUCUGAUGUCGAAUUAUAAACGACAACAUUUAUUUUUGAUAUUUCGAAAGGUUUGCAGCUGCAUUCUCGAGAAACAAUUGAACCUCGAUCGACUGACACGUUUUUUUUACCUUAAGUUUCUGAAUGUUUGCGAAUAAUGCAUUAUCGUAUGAUAUAGAUAUCGCUAUUAUAAUAAACAGCUCUACAGUAUCUAGGUUUAUACUCAUAUGCAUAUGGUAUAUAACGCAGCGUCCAAAUGUGUCUUCUAACGUUUAAUUCUUUUUUUUUUUUUAAUUUGUUUCGAGAAGCAGGAGUAUCGCAGGAAUUGCAACGAGCGCGAACGGCCAGUGAGGAUUAAAUAAUAUUUUGCGAGAUCACCCCGUGCGUAUCGGGGGAGCCAAAGAAACGUAGCUCAGCUCUCGUCUUAAUAUUUAACGACGGAAUUUCGCGGUUCCCGCGCGAACGUCCUUUCGCCAACCAGUGAAAUAUUAAUUUCCCCUCCUGGUCGUUCCGAAAUUAUUUCUACGUUCUCGUCAAGAUCGAACGCCGUAGACAUUUUCGUUAUUCUAUUUUUUUUUUUUUUCCAAAUACUUCGCUCUCAAACGACAGAUAGCAACAACAUCCACCUGCUCGAUCGAAUUACUUGUAAAUAUAGUACGGUACGAUACAUGAUAUUUAUAAUUAAG
Molecule: messenger RNA, 3731 nt
Organism: Osmia bicornis bicornis
Lineage: Eukaryota; Metazoa; Arthropoda; Insecta; Hymenoptera; Megachilidae
Exons: 11
Coding region: 708-2312 (534 amino acids)
Source: RefSeq, a predicted model, not a curated record